Rubroshorea leprosula is the source of this 918-nucleotide messenger RNA. The record is from the annotation of a GenBank genome assembly. Lineage: Eukaryota; Viridiplantae; Streptophyta; Magnoliopsida; Malvales; Dipterocarpaceae.
ACACAGAUUGUAAUUGGAUCUCCAUACAAUCAAUGUUGCAGUUUGUGGCCAAAAUGAAAGUUGUGGUUUAGUUACAACAUGUGAUUUUAGAUUCUGGACUAUGGAAAUUCCUAAUUAAAAAAGUUGAGCGUAGAAGAUCAUAUUAAUUGGCAUUAUUGCAGGUCACCAUUGUUCAGAUUUUAUUUGAGUGAAAUUGAGAGUCAAGUCAAAGGAGAUCCUUCCAUUAAAAGAUGCUGCAGUUGCAGUCAAGAUAAGGGGCAUAAAGAUUGUGAACUAGCUGAGAAAAUUUGGUGCCUCUACAUCUUUCACGUUUGUGGUUCUCAAAUUAUUCACAAUGGAUCUGGUGCUUGACAGCUCAGCAUACCAUGCUGGCAUACAAGCUUUCUGCCUUUUGGUUGAUACGCAGUGCGAAGGAAGAGGAGAGCGCCAUGAAAAUCCUGAGUAAGCAAACCUUGAAGAGAAUACAGUUCUUGAAGUGGGGAAAGAAAGUUGUGCACAGCCCAACUGCAGUCAGUGCUCAAAGAAAAGCACCUUUGAGUUGCUGCACAAGAUAUGUCCUGAAGCAGUUAGUUUGGAAGGUCAAGGCACAGUGCAGACAAGCUUUAAGGUGGCAAAGAAGCAGUAUGCAAUUCAGUUAUGAUUUCCACAGCUAUUCUCUCAACUUUGAUGAUGAUGUUUCCAACAGGAGGACGAGGACCAUAUCUUGUUGAUUCUCUCUGAUUAAGUUUUGCCAUCCUCUCCUAACAGGUCUUUUCAUGAGUUGCUUCCAUGGACAAUUCUUGGAAUUUGUAAAGAAGGUUUCUCAUCAACUUUAGCUUGAAUCAAUCCAUGUAUGCUUUCUAUUUGUACAGAGAAACCUUGUAUUCUUACAAUUAUCUGGAUUUAAUUGAAAAAAACGAAAAAACCCGUAUUCAUAUU